Molecule: messenger RNA, 2391 nt
Organism: Haliotis rufescens (red abalone)
Lineage: Eukaryota; Metazoa; Mollusca; Gastropoda; Lepetellida; Haliotidae
Product: isocitrate dehydrogenase [NAD] subunit alpha, mitochondrial-like
Exons: 11
Coding region: 111-1211 (366 amino acids)
Biological process (GO): isocitrate metabolic process; tricarboxylic acid cycle
Cellular component (GO): mitochondrion
Molecular function (GO): magnesium ion binding; isocitrate dehydrogenase (NAD+) activity; NAD binding
Source: RefSeq, a predicted model, not a curated record
AGCCUGAACUAAAAAGAAUGUUGUACUAUUCAAGGAAGCGAACGUACAAUAUCGGCGGAACUCAAAGGAUAUGACGUCACAAGCCUUCCAAGGUCGUCAAGGUCAACAUAAUGGCCGGCAAAGUGUUUAGGUCGCUCUUUCGUUCAACAUCAUCCACUAACAUAUUUCAAAACUCCCCUGGGCUAAAAUAUUUUUCCAGCCAGGUUCAAACUGUCACACUCAUCCCAGGAGAUGGCAUCGGACCAGAAAUUUCUGAUUCUGUCAAGCAAAUCUUUGCUGCAUCAGGGGCCCCAGUGGAUUGGGAGGAGGUUGAUGUUACUCCAGUCAAGGGACCUGAUGGCAAGUUCCACCUCCCCCAAAAGAUCUUUGAGUCAAUGGGCAAAACAAAGGUUGGACUGAAAGGACCACUUGCUACACCCAUUGGAAAGGGACACCAGUCUCUUAACUUGGCACUUCGAAAAGCAUUCACCCUGUAUGCUAAUGUGAGACCAUGUCGCUCUAUUGAGGGGUUCAAGACACCGUAUGAAGAUGUUGACAUAGUGACGAUCAGAGAAAACACUGAGGGAGAGUACAGUGGCAUUGAACAUGUUAUUGUUGAUGGAGUUGUACAGAGCAUCAAACUCAUCACAGAACAAGCAUCCAUGCGGGUAGCCGAGUAUGCCUUCAAGUUUGCCCGGGACAACGACCGCAGUACAGUCACAGCAGUGCACAAGGCCAACAUCAUGAGAAUGUCAGAUGGUUUGUUUUUGAAAUGCUGUCGGGAGGUAGCAGAAAAAAAUAGAGAUAUCAAAUUUUCUGAAAUGUACUUGGAUACAGUUUGUCUUAAUAUGGUCCAAGAUCCCACACAGUUUGAUGUCCUAGUUAUGCCAAAUUUGUAUGGUGACAUUUUGAGUGAUUUGUGUGCAGGGCUAAUUGGCGGCCUCGGAGUUACACCCAGUGGAAAUAUAGGAGGAGAGGGAGCUAUUUUUGAAUCUGUUCACGGCACAGCUCCAGACAUUGCAGGCGAGGACAAGGCCAACCCCACAGCCCUGCUGCUCAGUGCAGUGAUGAUGUUGCGACACAUGGGACUUGGAGAACAUGCUCGUAGAAUAGAGAAGGCUGCCCUUGAGGCCAUCAGUGAAGGAAAGGUGCUGACAGGAGAUUUAGGCGGCAAUGCCAAGUGCUCCGACUUCACAAAAGAAAUCUGUCGCAAGGUGGAGAGCUCAUCAUAAGACCAGGCUGCGGAAGAUGAUGUACAGCACAAAUUGUAGACUCAAUUUUUCCCUUGUUUCAUUUUUCUUUGUUAUUUAUUCAAUUCCUUUUUUUAUACAAAAAUGGAAGGAACAGAUGUGUAUGGUUCUGAUCUUGUAAUGUCUCAAAUAAAUGUGCCAGUUUCCAAUGUGGCUUUUGCUGAUGGUGUAAUCGGUCUAUUUGGAAUUAAAAUCCUUUAUUGAUGUCCAGAGUCAGUGUAUGUUGGAGAUGAUAAUGAUCAUUCAAAAUUUAUCUUUUUAUUUCACUUUGUUUCAUGAAAAUGAUAUGUUUGUGUAUUAAGGGAAUCUCUUUGCAGUAGGCACCUUGUUAUUGUCAGAAUUGUGAAUGAAUAUGCAUUUAAAUAAAAAUCAUUGUAUUAUACUUGUGAAGGUUUAUUUCAAAUGGUAUUUCCUUUUUGUGCCUCAACCAGACACGGUGUAACAGGCUGAUGUUUGUUGAGAAGAAGCUGGUUGAGUUUAUAAGAACACAAUGUGUAAAGAAAUAGCCAACAUGUAUUGAUAAUGCAUGCAGAUAUCAAGGAUGAUUUCCUUGCUGCAGAUAGAUAUGUGAGACAAACACAGAAACUAAAGUCAGUAUUUUGUUAUUUUGUGAAUGUUUGCACUGCACGUUGAAACCAUCGGAGCUUUCUGUAAUGUUCUGCUGAUACGUCUGUUGCUGCAAGAGACUGGAACUUGUGUUGUUGAUAUGCUGCAUUUGUAUUCCCAGUAUCCUGUUGGUCAUAUCUCCAUGGUGAAGCAAGAUUCUGUUAUAUCAUUCUUAUGUAGUAACUGUAAACUCAGCUUCAAAUACUGGUCAUUAGAGACCUGUGUUUCUUUGAGAGUGAGGUUGCGCAAAGAUGCAUGAACUUCUGAACCGCAUAUUUUCUAGUUUUCCUCCAGCACAUCUGAGAAUGGUGUCCAGAUGAAUACAUAUCAACUUGACUUUCUGAUUUUUCAACAGUCUCUGGUGUAGUGAGUGUGCCAUGAUAGAAUAGAGAACCAUGAGAUUAUGGAGACAACUGUGAGACCGCAAUACAGUGUAUUGUUUCCAGUUCUGUGUUUGACCUUUACGUCAGUGUGUAUAGUUGUUACAUAUCUUUAAUUGAUCAAACAUAGAUGUAUAUUAGCAUAAUAUUGUUGACAAUAAAGUACAUUGUCAUGA